Molecule: messenger RNA, 3360 nt
Organism: Polyodon spathula (Mississippi paddlefish)
Lineage: Eukaryota; Metazoa; Chordata; Actinopteri; Acipenseriformes; Polyodontidae
Product: extracellular tyrosine-protein kinase PKDCC-like
Exons: 7
Coding region: 302-1897 (531 amino acids)
Biological process (GO): protein phosphorylation
Molecular function (GO): non-membrane spanning protein tyrosine kinase activity; ATP binding
Source: RefSeq, a predicted model, not a curated record
CUUUCUUGUGGAAGGGUUGAAGUGCUUUCUCUGUAGCGUAGUCAGUGCAAACAGCGAUCGAGGGGCAAGUGUCAUGAUGGUCAGCCUUAUAUGGGCUGGACCCUAGAGCUGCGUGGCUCUCUGACAUCCACAUAUACAAUGUGAAGACUUGAGCCGGGCGCACUCCGCUUUAUCAGCAGCCUCCCUCGCAUUUAUUAUAUUGCUGUACAACAGAAUAAAACCAGGCUUUGAUUGCAUAACAGCUUCGCGCAACUCGCUACAUAGCGUGCUGUGAAAAAAAAGGAGCAGACAAGAAGGAAGAAUGAAGCGGAGAAAGAUCGUUGUAGCAGCUGGGUUUUGCUUUUCCUUUUUUCUGGGCACUUUGAUGAAUUUGCUAUUCAUCCCCGGGUUCGAACACCAGCAGAGCAAUCGAGGGCAUCGCUCCGACCAGGAGGGAGAGCAGACAGACCAUCUGCAGCUGCACGCCGCGGAGAGGCGCGUUCACAGGGACUCCGUGAGCGCACAGCACAGCACCAGCCACCCAGACCUGGCGCGGCAGAUCCACAAGAGGUACGAUGAGGUAGUCCGAUACCGCCAGCACCGAGCCCCCUGGUCAGAGGCAGGGAACCCGCUUCGCCCGCUGGAGAGAAGGCGGCUAAUGGAUCUUGCCCAGCGCGGCUCGUCGGAGCAACUCAAAGCAGCGGAGAGGAUGAACAGCAGAUCCGUGGAUUUUAACCACGUAUCCUCCUCCUCAUCCCUACCCCCCAAAGGAAAGCUAGACUUUGAUAUAAACCUUAAUAGAAAUGUGCACAGCCCCCCGCUGAUGGGCUGCAGCGAUAUAGACAACGUAACGAACGUGCAGUACCUCGGGUCAGGCUACACCAAGGCAGUGUACAAGGCGGCUAUCAACGAAACCUUCUCCGUGGCUUUAAAAUCAGUGGAUGUCGGUGGGCACGACAUGGAUAACUGUGUCAAGAAAUACGCGUCACCUGAAGACUGCUACAGGCUGGCGUCGUACAAGAUUGUCAAGGAGAUGACACUCCUGCAGCGACUGCAGCACCCAAACAUUUUAAAGCUCCAUGGUUACUGUUACCAGGACAGCAAUGACAUUACUGAUACACUGACUGCCAUCACCGAGCUGGGUAACCCCCUGGAGAUGAUCCAGCUACUGCAGACGUCCUGGGAGGAGCGCUUCCGAAUCUGCCUCUCGCUGGUUCGUCUCCUGCACUACCUGGCACACUCCCCCCUGGGCUCGGUCACGCUGCUGGAUUUCAGACCUCGGCAGUUUGUCAUUGUGGACGGGGAGCUGAAGGUGACGGACCUGGAUGACGCCAGCGCUGACGAGGCGCCCUGCUCCUCCAGUGUGGACUGCUUCAUGGAGUUCCCUGCCCGAAACUUCACCCUGCACUGCUCCAGCCAGGGCCUCUGCCAGAGCAUCAACGAGAAGAGGAACCUGUACAAUGCCUACAGGUUCUUCUUCACAUACCUGCUGCCGCACAGCGCACCUACAGCCCUGAGACCUCUGCUGGACAGAAUAGUCAACUCUACAGGAGAGCUGCGCUGGGGGAUUGAUGAGACUCUGUCUGAACUGGAGAAGCUCCUCCACCUCUACAGCAACGGCCUGCACCUGCAGAACACAACCCAGGCCCCCCAAGCCGAGUACAAGCGAGUGCUUGGUGCCUCCAUCGCCGGUGAUAACUACCACUGCUGGCCCUCUUAUAACCACGAGGGCUGCCUCCUGUCCGUCUUCAGCAUCCAAGAGGCCAUGGAUGUGUGCGAGAGCCACGCCCAGUGCCGCGCCUUUGUGCUGACCAAUCAGACUACCUGGACAGGUCACCAGCUGGUCUUCUUCAAGGCGGGCGCUGCCAGUCUGGUUCCAGACCCUGAUAAAGCGAUGUUCCUCCGAGUGACGUUCUGAAUGGAAGAUGAGGCACACAGUGGAGCUCAAACACAGGGCCUUAAGCAGCUCCGAGCCAGCCUGCUCUCCUGAGCACAGGCUGAGGAGGCAGAGAGAGGGGAGGGCAGAUGGAGAGAGAGAGACACAGAGAAAUAUCCUUGCACUACUUGCUCAUGUGCCUAUCUCUGGGGGUCCUGACCUCUCCAAGCAGGAGUUAAACCAAAAGACCCAAACAAACGUGCAAUAUCAGCAAUCAAAAAAAUGUGAUGAUUUAUUAUUAUUAUUUUUAUUUUAUUAUUAUUAUUUGUAUUAUUAUAAUUAUUAUUUUUUAUUAAUAAUGUUCUAAUUACUGUAUUAUUAUUGUUAUUGUUGUUUUCACUCUGUAAUAUACCUGCAAUUGCCUUGGAUCUAUUACUGUCUGAAUAGAACUGUUUAUAACCCCCUCCCCUGGGCUGGAAACCAUGUAACAAAAAAGAUCUCAACCUCAGGGCUCCAGGUUGUCAGCUGUUAUUUAAAAUCUGUUUAAAUUGUGCUGUGCAGUGAAGUAAGUGGUUGGCCGAAGCUAUAACGGGUGGUGUUAGGUUGGACUAUCAUACAAAUCCUUAAAGACUUGCUUACCUCAGCCCAACUGGCCCUUUUAGAAGUUAGCAGCUGUGCAGAAAUCCCAACGAAGGCAGCAGGGGAGCCGGAGGUCGAAGAAACACAUUUUGGGCAGCUUUUCCUCGAGCUAAAUGAUCCAUCGCCUGAUCCCUGGAGAGCUGAGCGGUCCAUCGUCUGGUCCCCGGAGAGCUGAGCGGUCCAUCGUCUGGUCCCUGGAGAGCUGAGCGGUCCAUUGCCUGGUCCCUGGAGAGCUGAGCAGUCCAUCGCCUGGUCCCUGGAGAGCUGAACGGUCCAUUGUCUGGUCCCUGGAGAUCUGAGCGGUGAGCGGUCCAUCGUCUGGUGCAGGCUGCCAGACAGGGCCUUGUUGAGAGAGAUCGAGGUACAUGCAGGAAAAUGCAACCCAAAUGUCAGCAUGCUCGACUCAUCUCGAUCAACAGGGCUCACUUUAUGAUUUUAUUACGGGACAAUCACAAAUACACUGUGCAGUGUCUGAGGAACAGAUAUUCCAAAAGCAGUUCUAUUUGAUCGAUAAUCUUGAGACCUGAACUGCAGCGGCAACUGGUUUAACCGGGGGUAAAAAUAGUGUGGUGUUUAGAAUUGGAUUCUGAGGCUGUUUGGUGUUUAGUCUUGUUAUUUCAAGCUCAGGUCCCUCCUCCAGUAUUGUAAAGUGGAAGGGGUCAAACAGCAGCAGCAGCAGUAGCUGGAUAAAUGAAAGACUUCCAUUUCCAAAUGAAAUUGAAACGUGUUUAUCUGAACAGGAUUGUCUACAGUAUUUGCUUUCAGUGAAAGCAAUAAAAUAAGUGAUAAAAAAUGACUGUUAAAAAUGACCAUUGUCAUUAAUCAUCUGGGGUUUUUUUUGUAGCUUGUAUCAUUUUGAUAUUUGC